Messenger RNA from Nematocida major, 648 nucleotides. RefSeq lists its product as uncharacterized. The record is from RefSeq and is a predicted model, not a curated record. Bases 1 to 648 code for a protein of 215 amino acids. NCBI's taxonomy places the organism in Eukaryota, Fungi, Microsporidia. The transcript has a single exon.
AUGAAUUUUAUACGCUCAUAUCUGCUGGCUUUGCUUAUCGCCGGGCAGGCUAUAGCUAGCGGGUUGUCAGCCUUAGAAACCCCUGCGCCCUGCGUGCUGCAGAAAAACCCUCUCUGCAAGAAUAUCGAUGAAACUUUUCGUCCGCAGACUCUGAAGUGCAUCAACAAAAUUAUUCGAGGCUUAAACCACAGAAAACAUAUAUGCAUAACCAGAGCAGAAAUGAAGAUGUGCAAUAUUCUCCAUAGAGCCCGGUUCAAUAUGAAAGAAACCCCGGUGAUCCUUCUGAACGACAUAAAGACGAUCCUGCAGGCUGUUGUCCGCUGCUAUGUCGAGCCCCUUUUUGAAAAAACCUUAAGCAUUCAAGAAAAAAGCCCUACAAUUGACAGCCUGAUAGAGAUAGUCUGGGAUCUGAACACAACACAGUUUUCGCAGGAAGGCUUGGUUUUCUUAAUGAUACAGCUUUGCUCGGAGCUCUCCUACAUAAAAUUGGCAGAAAACCCCAGCCACUUUCUCAUAGAAAAAACCCCGCUGCUCCAUGUGGUAUGUCUAUGCCACUCUUUUCUGUGCCUUCUUUCUGUUGGAAAACGUGAUUUGGAAAAGUCUGGGAUGCCCAUUGAAAGAUGGGUGGGGUUAGCCUAUGACUACUAA